Rotaria sp. Silwood2 is the source of this 612-nucleotide messenger RNA. The record is from the annotation of a GenBank genome assembly. NCBI's taxonomy places the organism in Eukaryota, Metazoa, Rotifera, Eurotatoria, Philodinida, Philodinidae.
AUGGGUAAUGAUGCUAUUGCGCGAGUCAGUGUCAAUGCAAUUGAUGAUCUAAAACUAUAUGUUGAAACUAUUGUUGAUAUUCAUACAAAAUUUGUUAAAAUUGUACAAGAAGGUUUUAAUAGUGAAAAAGCUUUUGUUGAUAUUGUUGACAAACUUUCGCAAAAAUUUAUUAAUAAUAAUGCUAUAACAGAAGCUGCUGGUAGUACAAAAAAAUCAGCUGAAUUUCUAGCUCGAUAUUGUGACGAAGUAUGCGGUAUUGAAUAUACGUCAAAAUUACAACGGAUGUUGCAAGUUAUUGGUGUUAGUAAAAAUUUAACUGAUCAAUAUCGAAGAUAUUAUGAAAAUAAUAGAAUUGAUAAUAUUGGUAUCAUAAGACUAAAUUUAUUGAAAAGUAAAUUAAUCACAUGUUCAGAAAUUAGUCAUGAUAAACUUAACGAAGACUUGAAUGAAACUAAUAUUAAAAUGAAUUAUCAUAUUCAAAUAGCUGAUGAUUUUAAAAGGUUAUUUGACAUCAAUCAUGUACUAAUGCAAGAAGUUCGUCAACAAUUAAGUUCACGUUUUAAACCUAAAAUAUCAGCGAUUGAAGUAAAUUUUUAUUUUGAUUCAAAUUAA